GAAAAAAACUCGGCGCGCUCGCGCUCGCAGCCGGACGCCGCGAGUUUCCAAAACUCUCGAGCGCAGACACAUGUCGUUCCGCUGCAGCAGCAUGUCGCACCCCGCUCUCGCGAGCACCUUGCUGCUGUUUGCCGCCAGCCUCGCGCGCUCCCAGGCGCCCGACUACCAGCACGCGGCCGCUUUGGACGCGCGCGGCAGAUACGCGAUGAGGUGGAGGAGUGACGGGACGAGCAUCGCGGUGGAGCUCGAGGCGGAGACCACAGGGUACGUCGGGUUCGGCUUCUCUCCGAACGGCGCCAUGGCCUCAUCAGAUCUCAUCUUUGGAGGGAUUGCAGACGGGAAACCUUACUUGCACGACUACUUUACGGACAGCAAAAGAAAGGUCCAUAAAGAUCAGGUCCAGAACUACCAGCUGCUGUAUGCCAGAGAAAACCACACACACACUGUGCUGGCUUUCAGCAGGAAGCUGCAGACCUGUGACCCUGAAGACAGGGAAAUCACGGGUAGCACAAUGCGGGUGAUCUGGGCAUUUCAUGAAGAAGAUGUUGGACCGUCAGGGCCGGUGUACCAUGGAGUAAACAGAGGGAGGAAAAGUUUACGUCUCCUGAACCCUGUGACCAGCAGGAGCGUUCCUCGUGGAACAGCCAGCUUCGACUUACGCCUCGUUAACGUCCGGGUUCCUCAUAAGGACACAACUUACUGGUGUCAGAUGUAUAAAAUCCCGGAGGUGAAGACAAAGCAUCAUGUAAUCAAAAUCGAGCCACUGAUCCAGAAAGGCCACGAGAAUCUGGUCCACCACAUCCUGCUCUAUCAGUGCGACAGCAACCUGAACGAGAGCGAGCUGGAAGUGGGACACGAGUGCUUCCAUCCCAACAUGCCCGACUCCUUCAUGACAUGCCAGGCUGUCAUUUUUGCAUGGGCUAUUGGGGGUGAGGGCUUCACUUAUCCUCCACAUGUGGGAAUGUCAAUAGGAACAGCAACAGAUCCAGUUUAUGUGCUGUUGGAGGUUCAUUACGACAACGCGGCUUUACAGAGAAAAAUAGUGGACAGCUCGGGUCUCCGUCUGUUUUACACCCCGAAGCUGCGGAGUUACGAUGCAGGGGUGAUAGAGACAGGGGUUUGGGUCAGCCUUUACCACAUGCUGCCUCCUGGGGUGCAGAACUACAUCACCGAGGGCCACUGCAUGCAGGAGUGUCUGCAGGAGUCUCUGGAGAAUGAGAUGCCGGGUGGCAUUCAGGUGUUUGCAGUCCUGCUCCAUGCUCACCUGGCGGGCAGAGCCAUCAGGACCAGGCAUUUCCGUCAACAGGUCGAGCUUCCGCCUCUUUCCUCAGACGAGCACUUCGACUUCAACUUCCAGGAGUUUCAGCCGCUGAACCCUGAGCGGCAGCUUUUGCCUGGGGACUCGUUAAUCACUGAAUGCAUAUAUAACACUAAAAGCCGGACGAAUAUGACAUGGGGUGGCUUGAGCACCAGGGAUGAAAUGUGCCUGUCGUACCUGCUGUACUACCCUCGAAUCAACUUGACCAGGUGCGAGAGCCUUCCUGAGAUCACCGGCCAGCUCCAAUUCAUCGGAGUCAGAGAAAUUCAUAGUCCUUUUACGGUAUGGCCUUUUCUUAUCAAAAGUCCGAAGAAAUACAGCAACCUUUCCUUUACCGAAGCCAUGGACAAGUUCAGAUGGACGAAGAAGCGAGGAAAGGACUUCAACGAAGUUGUGCUAAAUCUUCCAAUCAACGUGCGCUGCUCCAAGCUGGGUUAUGAUGAGUGGUUGGUCCAGGGCACGAUCGUGCCUCCUCCUAAGCUGAAAUCAGUUCGACCGACUGCCAAAAGUGUGUGUGCGAGCUCGGCAACUCCAGGUCAUCACAUACUCUCUGGACUUAUUGUCGCAGUUAUAUCUUUACUGUUCCUUCUCAAUGCCCAGUGCUGACUCCAUGUGAACGGGAAGACGUGAAGUCUAGACAUAACAACCUGCACUGAUCCAAAGCACGGGGCGACAGCAGAAGGAUGAAUUUGUGCACUGAUGGAGAUGAUUAGUCUGGAGGAAGAAUCAGCAAACAUCCAACAAACCUAAACAAAUUAUCAUGUACUAUACACUUUUUAACCAAAUGUCUAUAAUAUUUAAAAUUCUGUCUUUUUACCUGAGAUUUAUAAAGAUUCGUACAAUAAAAAAUAUAUAUACAUCUAGUCAAAAAACUUUCUCAAACAACUCAUUAAAAAGCUUUUUACAUAUAGAAAAACUGAAAUAUCUUAGUAUAAAUUAGAUUAUAUGUGAAUAUAUAUUUUAUUUUAUUAAUAAUUUUUAUGCUGAAAUCUGUCUUUGACUUAAAGUUCAUGUGAGCAAAACAUUUUUCAGUAUCCUGUAUGCAGGACAUUUAUCUUACAACCAAUAACAAAGUGCUUCAGAAGAGUUCUGAUAUUACCUCGAAGCAGUGCAUCAUGGGAUUGUCACUUUUUCAGACUUUCAGACGUGAUUGUGACUGACGUUUAUGGUGAUGUCGGGAAUAUGGUGUGGAUUGGGAUAAACAUUGAAGGGCUCAGCUUUGUGUUAUUAAGGCAUUGUAGCAUCUGAGUACAGAUUUGAGCAUGGAAAAUAUUGAAGUCAGUCUGGUUGUUAUAAAUGUUUCUUGAGUAGAAUUUGACCAAUGUGGCCGUAUACAUUUCCAUAAUAAUUAUUAAUAAUUUAUAUUUUUUUUUACUUGUAAUUUUUUUAUUUGUUUACUGUUUGUGUUUUUUGUAUUCUAUCAGCAUUAAUAAUGUUUUGCAUUUAAAUUUAAACCUCAAUUUAUUAUAAUUUUGACAUACAUACACUGAAAUAAUGAAGCACUUAUUUUAGGGUCCCAUAAGGAUUUAAUAUUAAGUAAGUAACAAUCUUUUUUUUUUUUUUUUUCAAAUACACAUUCUGAAAUGUUUUAUUAAUUUUAUUUCACAAGCAUUUUUCAAUGUAUGUUGCCAAUUGUUUUUGGAAUGAGACAUUAUCAGUUACUAACAAACCCUCUCUUACUGUUCAACUCAAUCUUUAAAACCCAAAAACAAAUAAAUAAAUAUAUCUAAAUAGAAAAUAUCUAACACCAUCUGGCCAAAUAGAUUUAGAAAUUUAAAAGCACUGUCGUUGAUUAUGCAUUCAUUUUUUUCACAUGUAGACUCCUUACUUUUUCCUUAUUUUAAUACAUUCAUUUCUUUUUCUGCCUCCACCACACACUUACUGUAUUGAACUAGUCAUCACUUUUAUUAUAUCAUUACUGCAAACAACAUCUCAGCAAACUUUCAUUGACCUCAACAAACAUUAACUUCUGGAGCAUGCCUUGGCGCAGCUGGGUUGCUUCGUUACAGUUCUUCCUAAGAGAGCGUUUUCUGUCACCCGGCGAAACUUAGUCCGAUAAAUUUAAUUAGACCACAAAUGAGUCAUCCUUAUUUUACUCCUCCCUUUCUACAAAGACUUCUUUAUACGCUAUUUGCCCUCCGAAGCAUUGUGUGAUGUAUCACAAAUCCUUUUCUAACUGUGCCUCAAAAAGCCCUUAUUUUUUUGGCCACAAUAGCGGUUUGGGAUUUGACCUCGCCGAAUUCCUUCGACCACCCACACAUGCUGACUGCUCUGUUCUUCACUGAUUCUUCCUACAG
Clarias gariepinus (North African catfish) is the source of this 3615-nucleotide messenger RNA. It is a transcript of the gene moxd1, whose product is annotated as monooxygenase, DBH-like 1. The record is from RefSeq and is a predicted model, not a curated record. Gene Ontology annotation, cellular component: secretory granule membrane. The coding region runs from base 71 to 1924 and encodes 617 amino acids. Gene Ontology annotation, molecular function: copper ion binding; dopamine beta-monooxygenase activity. Gene Ontology annotation, biological process: dopamine catabolic process; norepinephrine biosynthetic process; octopamine biosynthetic process. The transcript has 12 exons. NCBI's taxonomy places the organism in Eukaryota, Metazoa, Chordata, Actinopteri, Siluriformes, Clariidae.